GAGCGGUGGCGCGCGCCGUGAGUGUCUCUCAGUCCUCCUCCGCUAAAGCAGCCGAGGGCAGUGCGGCGGAGGCGGGCGGUGCGCCCGGCUGGGGGAAAGACGGAUUCUCCAUGCAGGCAGGCAGCCCUCUAGACCGUUUCAAUCCGGAUGCCCUUUGCGGAUGAAAGAUGUAUCAUGGAAUGAACCCGAACAGCCGGGAUCCCUUCCUAGAGCAGCCGCUGCCGCCGCCGCCUCCACCGCUGUUUCAGCGUUGCCAGUCUAAACUCUCCCUGGUGGUCUUGUGGUUCCAAUUGGCGCUGUGCUUUGGCCCUGCACAGAUCACAGGCGGUUUUGACGAACUCCAUGCUUGUUCUGAUCCUGGAUUCCCCGAAUAUGGAUAUAAAAUGCCCAGCACAGGUGUUUUCUUUGAAAGUUCAGUUGUCCGAUUUCAUUGCCAAGAAGGAUACAGGCUUAAGGGUCCAUCCCAAAAGCUUUGUGAGAGACAUUUUAAUGGCUCCCUAAGCUGGAAGCCAAGUGAUAAACCUGUGUGCCUACAAGAAGGUUGCCUGAGACCACUGCUGCUUCCUCAUAGUUUCACUAAUAUAUCUCAGUUCGAGUCUUCCUUCCCAGUAGGAUCAAUGAUAUAUUUUCAGUGUUUUCCGGGAUAUAAACUAGAAGGUGCAGAGUUCCUUGAGUGCAUGUAUAAUCUUAUCUGGUCAGAUAGUCCACCUAGUUGCCUUGAUGUGGAAGUUUGUCCGCUACCUCCUAUGGUGACUCAUGGAGAUUAUAUCUGCCAUCCGCGGCCUUGUGAACAUUACAACCAUGGAACUGUGGUUGAGUUCUAUUGUGAUCCUGGCUACACUCUCAGUAAUGAUUACAAAUAUAUCACCUGCCAGUAUGGAAAAUGGUUUCCAUCAUAUCAAGUAUACUGUAUCAAAACAGAACAAGCCUGGCCAAAUAACCAGGAAACUCUUUUACGAACAUGGAAGAUUGUAGCAUUCACUGCUACUAGUGUUCUUCUAAUGCUUCUGUUAGUUAUUCUUGCCAGAAUGUUCCAAACCAAAUUUAAGGCACAUUUCCUUCCAAGAGAUACUCAAGAGAAUUGCAACAAUGGCCCAGACUUUGUGGUGGUGGAUGGUGUUCCUGUCAUGCUUCCUUCUUAUGAUGAAGCUGUGAGUAGUGGCAUAAAUGAGUUGGCAUCAGGAUGUGUGCCCCCUGCAGGCCAGGGAUAUGUUUUUCAAGCCGAUGAUCAGAAUCCUCCAGCUUAUCCUGGACCAGAUGAUUUGAACAGGUUGCCAGCUGAAUUUGACACGUGUGACAGCAUUUCAGGCUCUUCAGAACUUCUCCAGAGUUUAUACACAUCUUCUGCAUGUCAGAUGGGAGCUCAUCCUGUCUCAGACAGAACUGAUGUUAUCAACAGCACCACUGAAGAAGUAGCAUCAACCAGCCCAAGCAUUGAUAUUGCUGAUGAAAUUCCAUUGAUGGAUGAAGACCCUUAAUCUGCACAAAUAUUUCUCAUAUCUUGUUGGGGCGGGGGAAUAAAUCAUUUACAUAUGUAUACAUACAUAUCUAUAUUAUCUAUAUGAAUCUCUAUAUAAAGACUGAUUACAGAUGGAGGCAAGGAUAUUUUCUGUUUUUAUAAAUCUUCCUCAUUAUAAUGUCA
Thamnophis sirtalis is the source of this 1642-nucleotide messenger RNA. The record is from RefSeq and is a predicted model, not a curated record. NCBI's taxonomy places the organism in Eukaryota, Metazoa, Chordata, Lepidosauria, Squamata, Natricidae.